This is a messenger RNA of Bicyclus anynana (squinting bush brown), 4200 nucleotides long. RefSeq names its product UDP-glucosyltransferase 2 (gene UGT41A1). The transcript is spliced from 10 exons. Gene Ontology annotation, molecular function: UDP-glycosyltransferase activity. The coding region runs from base 146 to 1681 and encodes 511 amino acids. Lineage: Eukaryota; Metazoa; Arthropoda; Insecta; Lepidoptera; Nymphalidae. The record is from RefSeq and is a predicted model, not a curated record.
AUCCACAUCCAGUUGAUUAGCGUUCGAUGUUUGAACCGGCGAGUUUGAAUCGCGUUCUAAUUUUGAAAAAAUUAAAAAGCGUAAGUCUGUGUUAGUUUAAUAGUGUUGUGCUUUAUUACUUUGGUUUUAAGGAUUUAUCGGUACAAUGAAGUUGGCGACGUUGUUGUUGGCAGUAGCGUCACUCACCACCACGAGUGCCUACCACAUCCUGUGCGUGCAGAACGUGCCCUCCAAGAGCCACUACCACCUGAUGAAGGGUCUGGUGGACCCCUUGCUGGAGGCUGGCCAUCAGGUAACAUUGAUCACGACAUUCCCAGGAUCAAAGCCGGUGCCAAAUCUGACGUACAUUGACGUCAGCCAUAUUCAGGAUCUGGUGAAACACAUAGACAUGACACAUCAGCAGUCUCAAGGCUUGGACAUCGUGAAGCAAUUCGCGAGGAACAUCUCCCGGAGUUCGCUCGAGACUCCCGCAGUGAGGGACACCCUGACCCGGGGACAGUUCGACGCCGUCAUCACCGAGUGGUUCUUCUCCGACAUGGAUGCUGGGUACGCCGCAGUGCUGCAAGUCCCCUGGAUCCAGUUAAGCGGCAUGGUGCUCCACACGCACAUGGAGUACCUGGUGGACGCGGUGCGCUCCGUGCCCACCAUCCCCGCCAUGGUCAACGACUACGACGUGCCCAUGACGCUGUGGCAGCGCCUCAUGAACAGCUUCGCUUACUUGUACUUCAGCUAUCACACCACCUGGGACCAGUCAUCAGUACAAGCGAACUACGAACAGUACUUCGCUCCGAUAGCAGCGGCGCGCGGCGUCGCUCUGCCAGAGUUCACCAGCGCCAUGAGGAACAUCUCCGUGCUGUUUGUCAACUCGCACCCGUCCUUCGCGCCCGCCAUGCCGGUUCCGCCCAACGUGGUGGACAUCGCUGGCUACCACAUCGACGAGGUUGUGCCUCCUUUGCCCAAGGACUUGAAAGAUCUCCUAGACUCGUCACCCCAGGGGGUAGUCUACUUCAGCAUGGGGUCCGUGCUCAAAUCCGCAGCGCUCCCAGAGCAGACCAGAAAGGAUCUGGUCAAGAUGUUCUCAGAACUGCCCUAUACCGUGUUGUGGAAGUUUGAGGAGAAGAUGGAAGGUCUGCCGAAGAACCUCCACAUCAGGCCCUGGAUGCCACAGUCUAGUAUACUUUCGCACCCCAACGUGAAGGUAUUCAUCACCCACGGAGGACUCCUCAGCACCCUGGAGUCACUCCAGUUUGGGGUGCCCGUGAUAGCUGUGCCAGUGUUCGGAGACCAGCCCAGCAACGCGCGGCGCAGCGUGCGCGCCGGACACGCGCUGAUGGUGCCCUUCCAUCCCCCGGACAUGGCUGCCGACCUCAAGGUGGCGCUCCACGAGACGCUCAGCAACAGCAGCUACUACAAGCGAGCGCAGCAGCUGUCCAAGCUAUUCCGCAACCGCCCCGUCUCCAACAAGAAGCUCAUCCAGCAUUACGUCGAGCUGGCCAUCGAGACCAAAGGAGCGUACCACCUGAGGUCCAAGAGUCUGCUGUACAGCUGGUACCAACUAUGGAUGCUGGACCAGCUGGCGGUGCUGGUGCUAGCACUGCUCCUCAUCAUCACACUCAUCAAGAGAGGAAUCAAUCGAUUUACAAAGAAGCCGGUGAAAGGAAAAAAAGACAAGAGAAACUAAAAGACAGUGUUUUUGUAUAUCAUCAUCAUCAUCAUCAUCAUAUCAGCCGAUGGAGUCGAGUCCAGUGAACCCAACAUGAGCUCACGCCAGUUUCUCCUCACAAGUUCGUGAGCCCAAAAUGGGCUCAUAGUACUCAGUCAAUGUUCUUCUAUUAACCUUUUGGGACAUAGGAUGGUAAUAUAACUUUAUAAGGGGACUGUGAACGUAUUAAAUAAUGCCAUGAACAUAUAUAGACCCAAAGACCCCUUUUUCCCCCUAGUGAUUAGUCUGUAGACUAUCUCUACGGAUCGUGACAUAAUGGUUUGAGUCCUAGGUCGAACUAUAAUAAUGUAUUGAUUCUACGUUUUAUUAUUUAAUUACGAUUAUUAGAGACUAGCUGACGCCGCGCGGUUUCACCCGCGUGGUUCCCGUUCCCGUAGGAAUACGGGGACAAUAUAUAGCCUAUAGCCUUCCUUGAUAAAUGGGCUAUAUAACACUGAAAGAAUUUUCCAAUUCGGACCAGUAGCUCCUGAGAUUAGCGCGUUCAAUCAAACAAACAAACAAACUCUUCAGCUUUAUAAUAUUAGUAUAGAUGGGCCGAGUACUCGGUUGAUACUCGGUACUCGGCGUACUCGGCGGAUUUUUUGAUACUCGUACUCGGCCGAAUGACUCAGUCGGUGAAUGCCGAGUAUACCUUGUUUAAGAAAAGCAUUAUUUAGUUACAUAUAAUUAAAACAACAGUGUUAAUCAAAAAGUAUUUAUCAGUAAUUUAGGAAAUCUUUGAAAAUCUCAAUUAAAUUUAAAUGAAAUUAAAAUGAAAGAUUUAAAAGAGCAACUGUUGAGUUUCCCGUCGCUCUUCUCAACAGGAGACUGCGCCUUCUGAGCUGGUGGUAGAGUCACUACAAAUAGUCAAACUUGACGUUUCAAAACUAAGCCUACUACUAAAAAAACAAUAUAGAAUUGAAUUAAUACAUGUUCACGCGCGCGAAAUGGGAAUUCGAUUGAACCGAGUUACUCGGCCGAGUAGUCGGUUGAAAAAAAAUUUACCCGAGUAAAACUCGGUACUCGUUACUCGGCAAAAGUGAUACUCGGCGCAUCUCUAACGAUUUUACAUUUAUAGUGGUAUUUCAUCAUCAUCUCAGCCGAUGGACGUCCACUGCAGGACAUAGGCCUUUUGUAGGCACUUCCAAACAUCACGAUACUGAGCCGCCUGCAUCCAGUGAAUGUCUGCGACUCACUUGAUGUCGUCAGUCCACCUGGUGGGGGGUUGACCAACACUGCGCUUACUAGUGCGGGGUCGCCAUUCCAGCACCCCAGGGACCCCAACGUCCAUCGCUAAAAUAGCUGUAAAUCAAUUUAGGAAGACAUUAUUUGAUUUAUUAAUGUAAAAGUUGUAUUAAAGCGUCAAUGAUUACUUAAGUGAAAAAUUUAAAUUAAGGACAUGAACCAUAAUAGUGACAUUUGUAUUAACAUUAAUUAAUUCGAAUUUUGUUUUAUUUUUAUUAUUUGUAAAUUAUUUUGUAAGAUUUGUUAACUUUAGCACGCCAACUAUGACAGGAUAUGUGUUUAAGAGUGUGCAAUAUGUAAUUUGGUGGUUACAAAUGGUUCUGGAUCUCAGAUUCUAGAAAAGUUAGGAGCCUGAUAUUUGGGUAAAUGAUAUUUCAAAGUGUUAGCUUCGUUAUGACUAUACAAAAUACACAAUUUGUAAAACUUUUCUCGAUAAUUUAUUUUUUUGAAAAAUACACGUUUUGCUCACAUUUUGCUUUCAAUCUCAGGAAAAGCAAACUUAUUUUCUUAUAUUUUUGUUUUGUAUAGAAAAUUAGGUAUAUAUCUUGAACAUGGCCAUUUUGUUUUUCGUUAUGUAGUUUAAUUUACUUGCAAUUAGGUAAAAAUGGUUUUGGCGCUCACGUCAUAAAAUUUGCGUCGCGCGUCAAUCGCUCCGUGCUUUUGUCAUAAUUCGGCGUCUCGUUUGCGCUUCGAAUUUUAUCCAUAUCGUACCGACGCACUGCGCGCUCCUAAAUAUAAUAUAAAAGACUUAUGUUAAUGUACCAUAUUCUGGCGAAAUUAAAAUUGAUUGAUUGAUUGAUUGAUCGAUCGGCUCUUCGAACUAUGUGCCACGUAUUGGCACGUAGGCUUUUUUUAAUCCGAAAAGAUACAUAUUUAUUUUUCGCGGGUAACACUGCAGGGCGAAGCUAGUCCUACUAAUAUUAUAAACGCGUUUGUAUGGAUGUUUGUUACUCUUUAACGCUGCAACUACUGAACCGAUUUGGUGGGAAAAAUCCAUGGUUCCCGUGGGAUUUAUGAAAAACUAAAUUCCACGCGGACGAAGUCGCGGGCUGCUAGUAAAUAAUAUAUACUUAAGUUAUAGGACUUAAGUUAUUAAUUAUUAGAUUAGCAUAAUUUCCAAUUUAAUUUAAUUUUAGAAUUAAAAGUAGAAUUAUCAAUGGUUUAACUGUUAAUAUUCAUAUGUUAAUUAUUCAGUACAUACUGAUACAUGUAAUAUAUUUUUAUAGCAUUGUCUAAUAAAAUUAAUUAAAACA